Messenger RNA from Arabidopsis thaliana (thale cress), 1660 nucleotides. It is a transcript of the gene AOC3, whose product is annotated as allene oxide cyclase 3. Bases 203 to 979 code for a protein of 258 amino acids. Gene Ontology annotation, biological process: jasmonic acid biosynthetic process. The record is from RefSeq and is marked reviewed. Gene Ontology annotation, cellular component: chloroplast. NCBI's taxonomy places the organism in Eukaryota, Viridiplantae, Streptophyta, Magnoliopsida, Brassicales, Brassicaceae. The transcript is spliced from 2 exons. Gene Ontology annotation, molecular function: isomerase activity; allene-oxide cyclase activity.
AAAAUUCUCUAGCUAACGCUUUUAGACAAUUCGAAACCGAGUGGAAACUACACAAAGCAUCUUUUGACAUAUACGCACGUGUUACUUCAUCAUCGUCCAAUAUAAAUAGACUCAUUACUAAACUCAACAACCAUUAAAACCAAAGAUCAAUCUCUUCUUAAUAGUCAAUCAUAUAUCAAAAAAUUUAAACUCUUCUUGAUCAAUGGCUUCUUCUUCUGCUGCUAUGUCUCUUGAAUCCAUCUCUAUGACAACUCUCAACAAUCUCUCUCGUAAUCAUCAAUCUCACCGCAGUUCUCUUCUUGGUUUCUCAAGAUCUUUCCAAAACCUUGGAAUCUCAUCUAACGGUCCAGAUUUCUCCUCCCGAUCAAGAUCUACUACUUCCAAGAACCUCAACGUUACUCGAGCUUUCUUCUGGAAUUGGGGCAAGAAGACCGAAAACUCCAGACCAAGUAAGAUCCAAGAACUAAACGUGUAUGAGCUCAACGAAGGAGAUAGAAACAGUCCAGCAGUUCUUAAACUCGGCAAGAAACCAACAGAGCUUUGUCUCGGAGAUCUCGUCCCAUUCACAAACAAACUCUACACCGGCGAUCUCAAGAAACGCGUGGGAAUCACGGCAGGUCUCUGCGUUUUGAUCCAACACGUUCCUGAAAAGAGCGGUGACAGAUUCGAAGCUAGUUACAGCUUCUACUUUGGUGACUAUGGUCACUUGUCUGUACAAGGACAAUACUUGACUUAUGAAGACACGUUCCUCGCUGUCACUGGUGGCUCUGGAAUCUUUGAAGGUGCGUACGGACAGGUUAAGCUUCGUCAGCUUGUGUAUCCGACAAAACUGUUCUACACUUUUUACCUUAAAGGGUUAGCUAAUGAUUUACCGCUGGAGCUUACUGGAACGGCGGUUACGCCGUCGAAGGAUGUGAAACCGGCACCGGAAGCUAAGGCGAUGGAGCCUAGUGGAGUUAUAAGUAACUUUACUAAUUAAGUAAUUAGCUGUUUAAUAGUUGUUUUGUUUUGUAAUAGAAUAUUUUGAUGAGUUGUGUGAGGUUAGUUAAUGAUGUGUUGAGGGAAUAAAGUAUUUAUUUUGAUGUGACUUUAUUGAUUACAACUGGUCUUUCUACAACGUGGAACUGUUGUACUCGAUUUCAAAGUAAAACUUUUUACAUUAGUUUCGGUAUUUUCACGGAAUAAAUUGAUAGCUAGAACCUUUAAUCUUAUGGUUUAAAAUGGUACACUCAUAUACACAGUUAGGGUAGUGGAGUUAAUGCUAGUAAUUAGUAACACAAUAUUUUUUGGUUCGUUAUGGUUUUGGUGUUAAUUGUGUUAAUGUCAUAAUGCUUUAACGCUAAUUUGUUGUUGGCACAGAUAUUUAAAACUAAAAAAAGCAACCUAGUUAUUGCUGGCUAUCUUUUUAAAUUGAGAAGUUAACAUCUUGUCAAGUGAAUCGUGUAAUAUUGUUAUACUCUAAAGAUCGAUAUUAUUGUGUCUACCAGUCAAAACAUGUGUUGGAGGGAAAUUUUAUUUGUAGGUUCAUCAUAUGUCAGGAACAUUAUUGUCAUGUUUCUGUAAGCUUUCUGACAUUUAAGUUCAGAUUUUGACCAUAAGUUUUGAUCAUAAAUGAGAAAAGAACAAAGUUAAGUUUAGUUUUGCGAAUGUUAAAAAAAAU